Leptinotarsa decemlineata (Colorado potato beetle) is the source of this 770-nucleotide messenger RNA. Its product is annotated as gamma-interferon-inducible lysosomal thiol reductase-like protein. The record is from RefSeq and is a predicted model, not a curated record. Gene Ontology annotation, molecular function: oxidoreductase activity, acting on a sulfur group of donors, disulfide as acceptor. NCBI's taxonomy places the organism in Eukaryota, Metazoa, Arthropoda, Insecta, Coleoptera, Chrysomelidae.
GGUCUACUAUUGCCUUAUCUUCUGCAUAUAAUUUUAUCAGCAUAUUAAUAUCAUUGCGGUUUUUAAGUCAAUGGUAAUUCCAACUAAACGUGCGUCCGUUGACGCUUUCAUUUAUUUUCCAGCUACAAAAGAGAUCUUCGUCAUUUUCUGCGACCAGUCGAGUUGGGAUUGUCCAGUUGAAUUAAGUAUACGUUUAUAACAAAAUGAUUGGGUUUUACGUGUUUGUAACUGUGGUUCAAGUUCUGACACUUUCAGGAGUCACAAAUGCGCAAAGUGAAAGGCUCAACGUCACAGUAUACUACGAGACCCUUUGUCCGUUCGCCAAAAAGUUUAUUGUGGAACAGUUGCAUCCUCUUCUUCAUAGCGAUUUAUCACCUUACAUCGAGCUCGAACUGAUUCCGUAUGGGAAAGCAAAGACCGAAAAGAAAAACGACACUCACUUCGAAUUUACCUGUCACCAUAAAGCUGCAGAGUGCUACGGUAACAAAAUUCAAGCCUGCGCACUCGUUCUGAUCGACUUAGGAGCCAAGACUGAAAAUUUGGGUUUCAAUAGAGAAACUGUAGAUUUCAUAGCAUGCCUCAUGAAAGAUUUAACACAGAAUUCUACUAUAGACGAGAUUAAAAUAGCAACAGAGAAAUGUUCCCCAUCAAAAAAAGACACAAUACUUAGUUGUGCCGAUGACAAGUUAGGUAAGUUGGAACAUCCAUUUUCAGUGUUGUUUGUAUUUGAGGAUGAAUUUAUAUUAGGAGGAUGAGAUUAUAUUAGGUUU